AUGGUUGUCAAUUGGGGCAUUAUUGGCACUGGUAACAUUGCGAAUGCAUUCGCAAGUGCUUUAAAGCAUGCUAAGGAGGCAAAGCUGGUUGCCGUCGGAAGCAGGUCAAAGCAGAGCGCUGUCAAGUUUGGGACUACGUACGGAAUACCAGAAGAACACUGCCACCCUACAUACGAUGAUCUGUUCAGUGACCCCAAAGUGCAUGCCGUGUAUAUAUGUACACCUCAUCCUUAUCAUUGCGAGUUGGCUUUGAUGGGUGCAAAAGCUGGAAAGCACCUACUAGUUGAAAAACCUAUGGCAAUGAACGAAAAGGAAGCCGUCCAGAUCAUUAAUGCUGCCAAAGACAACAAUGUUUUCUUAAUGGAAGGGUAUAUGUAUAGGUGCCACCCUCAAACAAAAAAGCUUUGCGAGAUCAUUAGUCAAGGUCUUAUUGGAGAUGUAAAGCUCAUUAGAGCAAAUUUUAGCUACAAUGGCACAUCGUAUGGUCCCGAGUCAAGAGUUUGGAACAAUGAACUUGGCGGAGGGGCACUACUAGAUAUCGGCGGAUACCCUUUAUCGCUUGCAAGGCUGGUUGCAGGUGCCGCCAGAGGCUUACCCUUUUCCAAUGCUGACAGCCUACAGGCUACGGGUAAACUUAGCGCAACCAAUGUUGACGAAUGGACGAUUGCAAGUUUAAGUUUCUCAAACAAUGAAAUCGGAGCACAACUGUUUACCGGUAUUUUUGCUGAUAGCGAUUGUACAGCGGAGGUAAUUGGGAGUGAAGGAACUGUACGGUUGAGCAGUCCAUGGAGACCUGAUGUCCCUGAAAUGGGUAAACCGACUAUUGUUUUGACGAAAUCUGGCGAGGAACCAACUACCAUCGAGGACUAUGCCACUCUGGGAACAAGUAUCUUUGUCUAUGAAGCUGAGGAGGUCUCUAACGCCAUUCUAGCUGGCCAAAAGGAGUGUCGCUUUAUGACUUGGGAGGAUAGCAUUGGUCAAGUCAAGGCUAUGGAUGAGUGGAGACGUCAAAUUGGCUUGAAGUACAAUGCAGAUUAA
This is a messenger RNA of Umbelopsis ramanniana AG, 1038 nucleotides long. RefSeq lists its product as uncharacterized. The transcript is spliced from 2 exons. The record is from RefSeq and is a predicted model, not a curated record. Bases 1 to 1038 code for a protein of 345 amino acids. NCBI's taxonomy places the organism in Eukaryota, Fungi, Mucoromycota, Umbelopsidomycetes, Umbelopsidales, Umbelopsidaceae. Gene Ontology annotation, molecular function: nucleotide binding.